This is a messenger RNA of Lepus europaeus (European hare), 862 nucleotides long. RefSeq names its product electron transfer flavoprotein subunit beta (gene ETFB). The transcript is spliced from 6 exons. The record is from RefSeq and is a predicted model, not a curated record. The coding region runs from base 55 to 822 and encodes 255 amino acids. NCBI's taxonomy places the organism in Eukaryota, Metazoa, Chordata, Mammalia, Lagomorpha, Leporidae. Gene Ontology annotation, molecular function: electron transfer activity. Gene Ontology annotation, cellular component: cytosol.
CGGGCGGGGAGGUCCGGGGUGCCGCCGGCCCCGGCAGCUGGCUGCUGCGGGAAGAUGGCGGAGCUGCGCGCGCUCGUGGCUGUCAAGAGAGUUAUCGACUUCGCCGUGAAGAUCCGGGUGAAGCCCGAUAAGACCGGCGUGGUCACGGAUGGCGUGAAGCACUCCAUGAACCCCUUCUGCGAGAUCGCCGUGGAGGAGGCCGUGCGGCUCAAGGAGAAGAAGCUGGUGAAGGAGGUCAUCGCUGUGAGCUGCGGCCCGGCGCAGUGCCAGGAGACCAUCCGCACGGCUCUGGCCAUGGGCGCUGACCGUGGCAUCCACGUGGAGGUGCCCCCCGCAGAGGCGGACCGCCUGGGUCCCCUGCAGGUGGCCCGAGUCCUGGCCAAGCUGGCUGAAAAGGAGAAGGUGGACCUGGUGCUGCUGGGCAAGCAGGCGAUCGACGAUGACUGUAACCAGACGGGGCAGAUGACGGCCGGGUUUCUGGACUGGCCACAGGGCACGUUCGCCUCCCAGGUGACGCUGGAGGGUGACAAGCUACGGGUGGAGCGGGAGGUCGAUGGGGGCCUGGAGACCCUGCGCCUGAAGCUGCCCGCCGUGGUGACCGCUGACCUGCGGCUCAACGAACCCCGCUACGCCACGCUGCCCAACAUCAUGAAAGCCAAGAAGAAGAAGAUCGAGGUGCUCAAGGUCGGGGACCUGGGUGUGGACCUGAGCUCCAGGCUGUCCGUGGUCAGCGUGGAGGACCCUCCCCAGCGCACAGCCGGCGUCAAGGUGGAGACCACCGAGGACCUGGUGGCCAAGCUGAGGGAGAUUGGGCGCAUCUGAGCCGCUCCCCGAAACUCAGCAAUAAAACCCUGACUCUCGA